Molecule: messenger RNA, 1095 nt
Organism: Symbiodinium necroappetens
Lineage: Eukaryota; Dinophyceae; Suessiales; Symbiodiniaceae
Source: the annotation of a GenBank genome assembly
AUGGUGGUGGCGCAGAUCGUGAGAAUCAGGAACAACACCCUGCGAACUUUCUGCAUUACGCCUGGGGACUACUUUUACAAGACGAGCAUCGACGGCCAGCCCGUGAGCGACUGCAAAAUCGAGGUUCCGCCGGGCUUUGACCAAGCCUCAGAAGGCUUGACCAUUCCUUGGGAGUCCGUCUCGGGCACUGGAUUGGAGAUCUCGGAGGCCGAUGCCCAGAUCCGAUGUGUGGUGGGGCCGGUGGACUUCGACAGUGAGGAGCGAGAUUGGCUGCAGUUCAGACGCGAUGACUGGGAGCCUGCGCACCACAAGAAAUGGAUGCCCUUAGGCCAAAGACACUUGCUGGGAACCGUCGGCUCCUCCACAGACCUCGCGCUCACGUUUCGCGACUCCAAGAGUGAUUGCACGAGCAACCCUUCUCCUAUCGAGGAGGUUGUGCACUUCGAGAGUGCGAUGAAAGCCGCCCUGCCAAACACGGUCUUCUUGAACAUUUUUGACCUUGCCUCCGCUUUAUCGGUUCCCAAUUCGAUGCUGUGCAACACCAUGUUCAACACCAUCGGAGCCUUCCACACCGCUAUUGAGGUUUAUGGUGAAGAGUGGGCUUUCUAUCGCACACCAAAUCCGACAUCCUGCGGGGUUUGCAAGAGUCUGCGGCCGAGACAUCAUCCUGUUCACGUUUACAGGCAGUCCGUCAACCUCGGCAGCACAAUGCUCAAGGACUGGGAGGUGCGCUACCUGAUCCGAGCAAAGCUUGCCACGAAAUGGCCUGGAGGGACUUACGAUCUCCUCCGCCACAACUGCAUCCACUUCUGCCAGGAGUUGGCGCUGGCACUCGGUGUCAGCCCAGUUCCGGCAUGGGUGCGCAAUUUGCACGAGACAGGGGCCAGUGUCUUCCAACUUCCGUGGCCGCUGUCUUCCGUCAAGAGCUUGCUCUUCGGCGACCGACCAGCGCUCAUGGACGCUCCAGGUGAGCAGCAAAGCGAGCACCCAGAAACUGCUUCAAACGCGGCCGCGACAGAAGUGACUUUUACUUCGACAACAAGCCAAGCAGGACAUACGCUGUCACAUGUUGAUCGCAAGACCUUCCCUGGUUAG